Molecule: messenger RNA, 1304 nt
Organism: Mytilus trossulus (common blue mussel)
Lineage: Eukaryota; Metazoa; Mollusca; Bivalvia; Mytilida; Mytilidae
Product: ribosomal L1 domain-containing protein 1-like
Exons: 7
Coding region: 99-1055 (318 amino acids)
Biological process (GO): maturation of LSU-rRNA
Cellular component (GO): 90S preribosome; cytosolic large ribosomal subunit
Molecular function (GO): RNA binding
Source: RefSeq, a predicted model, not a curated record
UAAACGAUGAAAUAUCGAGUAGUUCCGGUUUUCUGUGCACGUUGUUUUGUUGUUGACUGUAAUCCGGCAAUUAUUUAGAGUUUUUGACUGUGUUAAAUAUGAGUCUAGGAGUGAAGAAAACUGAGGUCAAACAGAUUACAGAAGCAUUAAAGAAAUUGACCAAGACAGCAGAUGAAUUGUUAGAUGAAGCAGCAGAUAUAAAUCUCCAGUUUACAGUAAAGAAAAUUCCUAAGCUUACAAACAAAACAAUUAAAAUAAAACUACCACAUGGAUUACAUAAAAAGAACACAGAAGUCUGUUUAUUUGUUAAAGAUGUAAAUAAAAAAAGUAGAGAGCAUGAACUAUCAUCAGAUCAUUUCCAAGAUUUACUCAAGAGUAAAGGGGUCACAUGUAUUUCAGAGAUUAUUCCAUUGAAGUCUUUGAAACUAGAAUACAAACCAUAUGAAGCCAAAAGAAAUCUUUCUCAAAAUUAUGAUAUGUACCUAGCAGACAGUAGAAUUGUCAGAUUGCUACCAUCAUUACUAGGCAAAAGUUUUUAUGGGAGAAAAAGGCAACCAGUACAAGUGAACUUAGAAGCUAAGGAUUUGAAGAAAGAAAUAACAAAUGCUGUAAAUAACACAAGAUGCAUUAUAACAGGAAGAGGUCCAGUCAGUAUGGUAAGAGUGGCCCAUUUUGACCUAAAGACACCACACAUUGUAGACAAUGUCAUGUCUGCCUUAGAACAGUUGGUUUCAGCUAUACCAGGAGGUGCUGCCAACAUCAGAAAUGUUUACCUUAAAACUAAGGACUCCAUGGCUCUUCCUUUAUAUGUAUCAAUGGGAUCAAUUGAAGAGGUUAACUUGCCUAACACAAAAAAGACAAGGAAAGAGUUAGUUGUUGAUGAAAUCACAACAGUAGAAGAGGGCAAGGUGGAGAUAACUCCUACAGGAUUUGUCACAGUAGUCAAAGAGGGACAAAAAGGUGGAAAAAUAACAUUGAGAGGAAAAAGAUCAGGAAAGAAGGGGCUUACUCCAAAGAAAAAGAAAAGGAAGUUAAAUAAAGCAAAGAAAACAUAACUUAAAUAGUGUUGGCUCUUGAUUUGUUGUAUUACUGCAAUAAGUUUAUAGCCUAGAGUUACAUGGAACUGCAACUUGAAUUAUGCCGAAUAAUUUUGCAAUCAUCACAUCUUUUGAACUAAUGAUAUUAUUGAUUCCAAUUUUUAUCAUUUUGUCAAACUUGUGGUUUAAAGUAUUAUUGUUUUUGUUGACAAUACCUUGAGCAAAGGAAAGAAUAUCUUAAUAGUAAUAAAACAAUGAUGUAAACUA